UACCCACUAAGAUACCCACAAAUAACCAUGACCCACCCUCUCCGUCCAAUCCUCAUUCCUCCCAAUCAAUAUUUUCUUGGCUCUUCUUUCUCUCCCCAGACACUAGAGUAGAGAUUAUAUGAAUGAUGCUGCUGAUUGUCCUACAACAUGUCUACAGACACCGUACCAUCUGACCCAAACGCGCGAUUAUCUGAAACUCAGGUGCCGCCUUCCACCGCUGAGGAAGCUUCACAGCGCCACAACUGGCCAUCCGAGGGAUAUGGACUUCCUCCCACCACCGACAAGCCACCCUACGGUCCCGUUGAGCCAACGCCCUCACAUAGGGAACCUGUCGCAAAGCCCCUCUCCAAACAUACCACACACCUGCUCACCCUCUCAUACCUAGUUUUCUUCUCCAUCCUCGGCACACUAGCGCGUCUCGGUUUACAAGCUCUGACCAUCUAUCCCGGAGCCCCCGUGGUGACGGGGGUAACAUGGGCCAACGUGGGAGGAUCACUACUGAUGGGCUUCUUCCUCGAAGACAAGAAUCUCUUCCGCGAAGAAUGGGGCGAUACGAACCGGAACAACAACAACGAUGGCACAAGAACCAAUGAAGAAGACCCAGGCGCCGAAGCGAAACGUCACAGGGCCAUCAAGAAGACAAUCCCACUAUACAUCGGCCUAACAACCGGAUUCUGCGGCUGCUUCACCUCCUUCUCGAGCUUCAUCCGCGACAUCUUCCUAGCCCUCUCCAACGAUCUCUCAGACCCCUCAACACCCACCAUAACCUCGCGCAACGGCGGAUACAGCUUCAUGGCCGUGCUCGCCGUCAUCCUAACCACAGUCGCCCUCAGUCUUGGCGCCCUCAUAUUCGGCGCCCAUCUCGCCCUCGCCCUCGGACCACUAACCCCAUCAUUCCCCUUCCGUUUCACGCGCCGAUUCCUCGAUCCCCCCAUUGUCCUCCUCAGCUGGGGAUGCUGGCUAGGCGCCAUCUUCCUCGCAAUCUGGCCCCCAGAUCGCCACAACCACAGCACAGAAGUCUGGCGCGGUCGCGCAGUGUUCGCUAUCGUCUUCACCCCACUCGGCUGCUUUCUGCGCUACUACCUCUCCCUAGCUUUGAACGCCCGGCUGCCCGUUUUCCCACUGGGUACAUUCGCCGUGAACAUCUUAGGCACUGUUAUCCUCGCCAUGUGCUUCGAUUUGCAGCGUGUUGACGGGGUCGGGGCGUCGCCACUUGGGCCCCGAGCUAGUUAUUCGAUUCUCACGAGCUGCCAGGUGCUCGCUGGUGUUAUGGAUGGAUUCUGUGGCUCGGCAACUACGAUCAGUACGUGGGUUGCUGAGUUGAAUGGACUGAGCCGGCGGCGGUAUGCAUAUUUCUAUGGAAUUGUGAGUAUUGGGGUGGCUUUGGGAUUCUUCGUUAUAAUAACAGGUUCCUUACGGUGGACUCGGGGAUUCGGGGAACCCGUUUGUGACUGAAAAGGGUUCAGGCAGUGUUGUAUAGAAGACUAGAAAGAUAAAGCUUGAGGCUAGUUAAUAAUGUAAUGAAUACCCCUGUAGACAACCUAACGGUUUCUGAUACUUGUGUACGACUUCACUAGCUUUUAAUGCGCAACUGGAAAAUCAAACUCCCCGCUCAAACCAAAUUGUAUUUUGUGCUAGAAUUACUUAUAGUACAGGGUACUACAACGCAAAAUCAUGUGCAAGUAAACGAAACGAAUAUCAAAUAAGCAGUGUAAAAAAA
Molecule: messenger RNA, 1720 nt
Organism: Aspergillus alliaceus
Lineage: Eukaryota; Fungi; Ascomycota; Eurotiomycetes; Eurotiales; Aspergillaceae
Product: FluC/FEX family fluoride channel
Exons: 1
Coding region: 148-1455 (435 amino acids)
Biological process (GO): fluoride transmembrane transport
Cellular component (GO): membrane
Molecular function (GO): fluoride transmembrane transporter activity
Source: RefSeq, a predicted model, not a curated record